Vigna umbellata (rice bean) is the source of this 2083-nucleotide messenger RNA. RefSeq names its product Protease-associated (PA) RING/U-box zinc finger family protein. The record is from RefSeq and is a predicted model, not a curated record. NCBI's taxonomy places the organism in Eukaryota, Viridiplantae, Streptophyta, Magnoliopsida, Fabales, Fabaceae.
UUCCAUUUUGCUGUCAUAACAAUAUUAUUAGCGAACAGAUUGAAAUCGAAAAAGAGUAUAACAGACAGCAUCGAGGAAAAGAGGAUCAGAACUUUCAGUUUUUAUUUUUUCUGGAGAUGGAAGCUGAUGUUUCCAUUAUUUUUUAUGCGUUUUCCAAACCCUAAAUUGCAAAAAUCCCAAUUUAUUAUUCUCUAUCUUUCCCUCGGAUGAUUUCCAACCAAAAAUCUGUGUUUUUUUUCUUAACGGAUCUUUUGCUCUGAUGGGUACGUUGAAUCUACUCUUGUUCUUCUCUUUGGUGAGUCUGUGUGCUAUGGCUGCUGCAAAGGUGGUGCUUAUUGGGAACAAUAUUACUGUGUCCUUCGAUGAUAUUGAAGCUAAUUUUGCUCCAACAGUCAAAGGUUCUGGAGAGUAUGGGGUCUUAUAUUUGGCAGAGCCACUUGAUGCGUGUACAGACCUGACAAAUAAAGUUGAACGACUUCCCAAUGUGAGUUCACCUUUUACUUUGGUCGUUAGAGGGGGAUGUAGCUUUGAGGAGAAAGUCAGAAGGGCACAAAAGGCUGGCUUCCAAGCUGUAAUUGUCUAUGAUAAUGAAGAAGACGGUGUCUUGGUUGCAAUGGCAGGAAAUUCUGCUGGGAUAAGAAUACAUGCAGUAUUUGUAUCUAAAGCUUCGGGUGAAAUACUAAAGAAAUAUGCUGGGUGGCCUAAUGUGGAAAUAUGGUUAAUUCCAACUUUUGAAAACUCGGCAUGGUCUAUCAUGGCAAUUUCAUUUAUCUCCCUACUCGCAAUGUCUGCAGUGCUGGCCACUUGUUUCUUUGUCCGCAGACAUCGCAUAAGAAGAGAAAGGCCUCGGGGUUCUCUUGUCCGUGAAUUUCAUGGUAUGAGUAGUCGCCUAGUGAAAGCAAUGCCAAGUUUGAUAUUUACUGCUGUUUUGGAAGACAACUGUACAUCAAGGACAUGUGCUAUAUGCCUUGAAGACUAUUGUGUUGGCGAGAAGAUCAGGAUUCUUCCGUGCUGUCACAAGUUUCAUGCUGCAUGUGUGGAUUCUUGGCUUACUUCAUGGAGAACCUUUUGUCCAGUUUGCAAGCGUGAUGCAAGAACUGGCUUAACUGAUCCACCUCCUUCAGAAUCCACACCCUUGCUCUCAUCAAGCCCAGCAUCUAUGGCAUCCUCUGUCUUAUCUUCUGUGAGAUCAUCACUAGCUUCAUCUUCAGCAAUACAAAUUGCCCGGACAGCUUCACAGACCACAUCUGUUUCCCGUAACCACUCUAUUGCCAGUACACCUUAUGUUCAUCCAUCAACAUCACUUAGGUCAUCCUACCAUCAAUCCCCCUCCCUAAGCAUGAGCCGAAGCUCAGUAGAUCUUAGGAAUGCAUCCCAAAGAUCUCUAGCUUCUCACUUGAAUUCACCACAUUCCAUGGGAUAUCCUUCUAUGCCAUCCCUUAACUCAAGGUACAUGUCCCCGUAUAUUCCAAGUCCAAGCAAUGCUUCAGUGAGUUAUUUGGGUUCAUCCAGUCAUCAACAACAUCCUCUCCGUUAUAGUGAGUCGGCUGCAAGCUUCUCACCAUUUGCAUCGACACACUCCCUUCCGGAAUGUUAAAUUGUUCAAUUUCAUUAUAUCAUAUGAUUGAGGUGUCCAUGCACUUGAACCAGUAAUUGCCGAGUCUUGAACUAAAAGGUGCCAUUGAUGACUGAUGCUCUAGUGGACUACUCCUAUGCGACACUACGGCAUUCUUAACCUGUCUCCUUUGGCAUUUGACUUCCUCAUUGGCACCUGGUGUACAUUGUAGCUUCUCUUGUGAUGUUCAGUUUCAUUUACAUGUUCUGGUUGAGGUUCUUACGUUUUUAGGCUGGUGAGUUUGCGUACAGUCAAUCGUGUGUAUUGUUUUUGCUUUGAAUUUGAUGUUUUCAUGGCUGCUUUGAUUUCAAAGUACAGUCAACUACUAACAAGAAAAUGUUGGGCUGUAGAUUGAAGUCAUAGAGUUCUUUAUGUUGUUUUAUGGAUUUGUCCAACUGAAUGAUGAGAGAUCAUGUGAUACUCUGUUGUUACCUGUACUUGAUUAUCUAAUUGCAACAAUAUUAUCAA